This is a messenger RNA of Peromyscus leucopus (white-footed mouse), 681 nucleotides long. NCBI's taxonomy places the organism in Eukaryota, Metazoa, Chordata, Mammalia, Rodentia, Cricetidae. The record is from the annotation of a RefSeq genome assembly.
AUGAACGAAAAUCUAUUCGCCUCUUUUAUUACUCCCACAAUAAUAGGCUUACCUAUUGUUGUACUAAUUAUCAUACUCCCAUCAAUCCUCUUAUCCUCAUCCAAACGCCUAGUUACAAAUCGUUACUUCUCAUUUUUAUACUGAUUAGUAAAACUCAUCACCAAACAAAUAAUACUUAUUCACACCCCAAAAGGACGUACAUGAUCACUAAUAUUAGUAUCAUUAAUGAUAUUUAUUGGAUCCACAAACCUUCUAGGCCUCCUACCUCACACAUUCACCCCAACAACACAACUGUCAAUAAACCUAGGUAUAGCUAUCCCACUAUGAGCUGGAGCUGUAAUCUUAGGGUUCCGCCACAAAUUAAAAUCAUCAUUAGCCCACUUUCUACCACAAGGAACCCCUAUUUCCCUAAUCCCUAUACUUAUUAUUAUUGAAACAAUUAGCCUAUUUAUUCAACCUAUGGCCUUAGCAGUACGACUAACAGCCAACAUUACAGCCGGACAUCUACUAAUUCAUCUAAUCGGAGGAGCAACACUAGUACUAACAAGCAUUAGUCCCCCAACAGCCUCUAUUACCUUUUUAAUCCUAGCCUUACUAACAAUCCUAGAAUUCGCUGUAGCUCUCAUUCAAGCCUAUGUAUUCACACUACUAGUCAGCCUAUAUCUACACGAUAACACAUAA